AUGCCUUCACUCGUUUCCAAGGCCGCUGUCGCCUUUCUCCUUUUCACCCUCUUUUCAAUUGUGUUGGCCCAAGAUGGUUAUAUAGGAUACCACUUGGAGCAGCGCGGAGACCCCGAGUCCACGACGUAUGAGACAGAAAACACAGUUGGUGGCGUUGUGCUCCCAGCGGACCCCGAUGUCUACCUGAACGCCAAUGUGUCUGUCGGCGAGAUCGACAUCGAGGUCGACAACAUCACGGCCAAGAUCAACCUCGAUGCCAAGGUGCUCAGUCUGCUGCACUUCACCGCUGGCGUUGACCUCUCCAUCGACCGUGUCAAGCUGAGCAUCCAAAAUGUCACCGCCAAGGUGCACCUCGAAGCGCGACUCGGGAAUGUAGUGGCCAUGAUUGACGACGUUCUAAGCUCUGUCGACCUUAACCCCAUCAUUGCGACGCUCUCGAGUGAUGUGGGCAGCAUCGUCGGUAACGUCACAGACGAGCUCGGAAGUGCCGAUUCGACGUCAACGACCACGAAGCGAUCGGUAGACUUGCUUGAUUACAACGUCCAACACAACAUUCUCUAUUCCAUCAACGACUACUCGGGCCAGACUCACACCAACCGUAUUCUGGGCCAGAAUGGCACGAUCUACGACAAGUUCAUCAAUAACGAUGGCGACGAGACGGGCCGCAGGAAUGUCGGCUACUAUAGCCGCGAUAUGAGCUUUACCGGCCACAACAGGACAAUUACAAUUGACGGAAUGACCGAGUAUGAGAUGGGUUACAUGUACGCUCCAUACGCCGGACUCGAGGUCUACUCGCAUAUCUUCAUGACCGAGUCGGGUCUCAUUGUGAAGACAAAGAUUGUCUCCGAGGCGGAAGGGGGAGGCACCAGCACCAUCAGUGAUGACGCUGAUCAAUGA
Messenger RNA from Pseudomassariella vexata, 897 nucleotides. RefSeq lists its product as uncharacterized. Bases 1 to 897 code for a protein of 298 amino acids. NCBI's taxonomy places the organism in Eukaryota, Fungi, Ascomycota, Sordariomycetes, Amphisphaeriales, Pseudomassariaceae. The record is from RefSeq and is a predicted model, not a curated record. The transcript has a single exon.